Messenger RNA from Colletotrichum destructivum, 1620 nucleotides. RefSeq lists its product as uncharacterized. The record is from RefSeq and is a predicted model, not a curated record. The transcript has a single exon. NCBI's taxonomy places the organism in Eukaryota, Fungi, Ascomycota, Sordariomycetes, Glomerellales, Glomerellaceae. Bases 45 to 1049 code for a protein of 334 amino acids.
CUCUACGUUCAUCUUUACUUUACACCGAUUUGUUGCACUUCAAAAUGGCGACACCUUCAGUAGAUUACGCAUCGAUGUGGCGGAGGGAGCUCUACCUCAAGGUCUAUACACAUGAUGUCGAAUCCAACACGAACGCAUACUGGGAAUUCGAGUGUCAGCAAAUGUUUCCAACUCAUAGGGGUUUCCUAGUCAAUCGGGAAUACAGCCCAGAUGAUGGAAACCUGAAGUUGGACAGAGUCGUCUCAGAAAUGUCACCUUCUGGUCGGGUGAGGAAAGUGAUGGCAGGGGAAGACAAGAGGGUGGGGGUCAGCAGGGGAAGCAUCGUCAGAGCAGAAAAAGACGUCGAGGAAAAAUCAUUGCUAGCCAUGGAUCAGGAUGGCACAAACGCACUGUACUGCCACACGACCAGAGGAACGAUGUUCCGGACUUGGAUUAUCCAGAAUCCAAGACGCAUUCUUGAACCACUUUUCGGCGAGAAUACACGAGGGGAUCCGAGCCAGUAUAUCGACAUUCGUACUUCAUUUGGACAGCACCAGUGGCAUCGACUCGGAAGUCUUGUCAAAAACGAGCCAGAACUCGGACUCGGCAAUUUCGAAUUCCAAUUUCACCUGACGGCGGGACCUGUGUGGGACGAGAGACACCUAGCCAUGCAGAAGUUGCUGGAGGACAAGCUUCAGGACGAAAUGGCCGAACUACACAACAUGUUCAAUGCGGCAUCUGUACCACAAGUAGCGGAGCCUGCCCACACGAUGUCCGAAGCACAAGCUUAUGACGAAGAAUCCGAUCCCGACGACUCCGGUCAAAGCUCUGGGAACCAGGAACAGCCGCCUGUGCAAGCUUCUAGCAGCUCCACCUCCUACCAGGUGGUAACACUGCGUGUCGAAGUAGGGAAGAAAGGGACCUACAUUUCCUUCACACAUCAAGGGAGACCAUUCAGAACCCUUGCGGAAGAUUGGGUACGAGCAUACGAUGAGGUCAACCGUGAGUGUUUUCAGUGGCACAGCAACCAGGCCAACACGGACUUCAGAGCUUACAACUGGCCACAAUGAUCAUUCACGGAUGCUGGUUCUGCGGCACAGAUUGAAAGGGACACAUGGACUAGGCAACGGGUGAUGGUGGAAUGGAUAGAGCCAAGGUCCUUGUUAUUCAACAUUACAGGAGCCUGGCUCAAUUGAAUUUCCUAUUCUUUCCUUGAUUUCCCUUAGAUUCAACAUGGCGUGGCCUUCGUAAAUUGGGGCAGGAUUCAACCCUCGGCAUCCUUGAUUGUACACAGCACAGGGCUUGUUACCCCCAAGCAACAUUCUUGUCUUUUUUCUCAUUUUUAGUGUUUCGCCAUCAGUACAUAUCUCUGCCUGAUAAAAAUGGUCGAGAUAGACAGACAUGCACAAAUAGAACGAUUUGCUUCCUGACCUUUGUCUUUGAGAAUCAGAACUGAUAAGUUAUGAGACUUUUCGUGAACGAAAGGGCGGCCAUUGACUGCGGAAGCGUCUUCAACGUGGCCAAUCAUGUUUACUACUUACCUUGAAGUCCCCACCUCCAACGGUGUAACUGGUUCCGCCUUGACAUGCUGUUGAAGUGAUAGAUUGGCCUGUUGUUUGGUGCCGAUGAAACUUUGCGUGA